UUUUAAAACAACUCUUUUGAAUGUUUUUUUAGACCUCCUAUACUUUAUAAUCAUAUAUUUUCCAGAAUUGGUCGGUUUCCUGUUGGACUUUUUAUCUUUUGUGCACAAAAUAAUGUCAGCAGUCUUUUCCUACAUUUAAUGAGUAGUUACAAAGUAACCUGUACAUAGAUCUGAUCAGGAAAGAAUUUUUUUUUUAAAAAUAGACCAAUACUGUUGUGUUAAAGAACAAAACACUGCACAGAUUUAACUUUGCAGAAACAAAAUGAACAGUCUGUCUCAUUGUGAUAAAACUAUUAACACACAAAAACUGGAGAAAUCAGUGUAAAAACUCCUGUAUUUUAUUUACUGCAGCUCUCACCUUAAUGUUACACUACUUUCUGUAACUGUCAGUAGUAAAGAGGAAAGGAUGCUGCCAAACUACUGUGUUCUUCAGACCCAUACAUGUCAAUUUUGUUCAUUUAAUUUGAAUCCCAAUUAGCUGUCACUGUCCUAACAGCCACGCUUCCUAUGUUACAUCUGUUGAACAAAUGACCAUUCUGCAAACUCACCUCUGCCCAGAAGAACAAUGAAGUCAGUCAUGCUGAACAAUUGCUGACCCAUGAGGUAUGUUUCAGAGAAUGAGACGAGCCAACAGGAUAGCUGAGUGAAUACUCACUCUUGACUGACUACAAUCCCAUAUACAAGCUAAAGUCCAGGCAUGGCGAAUAAAUCAAUCUAUGAUUUCUCUGCUGAGACCCUGGACGGACAGCUGGUUCCGCUCAGUAACUUCAGGGGUAAGGUGCUUCUGGUCGUCAACGUUGCCACCUUCUGAGGGUCAACAAUAGAGGAGUACCACCGACUGAAUGCACUGAUGGAAAUGUUUGGUGACCUCAACUUCACUGUCCUAGGAUUCCCCUGCAACCAAUUUGGUCUUCAGUCGCCUGAGGUGAAUCAUGAAACUUUAAAUAUUCUGAGGUAUGUGAGACCUGGUGCAGGGUUCGUGCCAAAGUUUCCUGUCUUUAGCAAAGUUGAGGUGAAUGGAUUAAAUGAAGAGCCGCUUUUCACCUAUCUAAAGGAAUCUUUGCCAUUUGUGAACCCUGUUAUUGGAGAUAUAAAGAAAUUCUACUGGUCCCCAAUCAAAGUUAAUGAUAUUCGGUGGAAUUUUGAGAAGUUCCUAAUUACUGCAGAUGGCAUACCCUUCAGAAGGUAUGAACUCCACUGUCCCAUUGAGAAAGUAGAGAAGGACAUUGCAGACCUUCUCUGAUGGACUUUCUUUAAUUUAUCACCGGUGGCAGAGUGACGAUCCCCCAGUAAAUGCAUACGUGCCCCUGAGCUGGAUCUGAUGGGAAGUGGAACAGGACUCAGAGCUUCAGUGCAUUCACUCUGAGAACACGUUCCCUUCAGCCACUGGAGGAGUUUUCAUGUCACUUUCACACUUUUCUCUGAUGUGAUGGUGUCUGCUCCUGAAAAAUAAAUAUGAAUUAAACACUAUAAAACAAAUCCUCAUGUAUUUAUAGUUUCUUUUGUUAUCACUCUUGAUAUUACUGUUAU
This is a messenger RNA of Thunnus maccoyii (southern bluefin tuna), 1530 nucleotides long. RefSeq names its product glutathione peroxidase 9 (gene gpx9). The record is from RefSeq and is a predicted model, not a curated record. The transcript is spliced from 5 exons. Gene Ontology annotation, biological process: response to oxidative stress. Gene Ontology annotation, molecular function: glutathione peroxidase activity. Lineage: Eukaryota; Metazoa; Chordata; Actinopteri; Scombriformes; Scombridae.